This is a messenger RNA of Atta colombica, 772 nucleotides long. RefSeq names its product protein FAM195A-like. NCBI's taxonomy places the organism in Eukaryota, Metazoa, Arthropoda, Insecta, Hymenoptera, Formicidae. Bases 69 to 395 code for a protein of 108 amino acids. The transcript is spliced from 4 exons. The record is from RefSeq and is a predicted model, not a curated record.
ACCCGUCACGUCGACAGUUCGAGCCGCAUCGUUGUCGAGAGACUGAGAGAGACACGGAACUGGGAAAAAUGAGCAGUAGAUCACAGAUGACUACAAUGAACGGGAAGAGGCCCUCUUCGAUACCAUGUAGACAUCAGCCAGAGAUAUUAUCGCAACAUUCUGACUUGAUCAAGUAUAUUUAUGAUUCAUGGAAUUCCGUAUCUAGAGAGCUAGAUAUGUGUCAUAAUCAACCACACAGUAACUCCUCUAAUUAUAGAAAUGGAGCGUCAGUUACUUAUUAUCAAGAAUGUGAGCCAAAUCCACAGUUGAAAGAUUUUGAACCAUUUAAUUUGGAAGCAUGGUGGGGACAGCGUGUUGUACAAAGUGUUAUUACUACUAGAAAUGCAAAUUCCUAGUGCCAGGCCCAACAUGCUGACUAUAAUCGGACAUUUUCAAACAGACAUAAGAAACAAAAGAGAUAAAUUGCGAUUUUAAAUUCAAUUUUUGUUUCUUUUGAGAUUUGUUUUAUAUUUUUGACCAUGAUACUUUAAAGCUGGGAUUCAAGAACAGAGAAAGUGUAACAUAUAAAAAAUAUAAACAGUAAGACUUAAAUACUAAAACAUUCGAACACACACAUGCACACACACACACACAUGCACACACACACACACACACACACACACACACACACACACACACACACACACAAGUGAAACAAAGAGUUUUAAAAUGGCAAUUUUAUAUUCUCGAGAAUUUUUUUUAUGACAAUUGAUUAAUUUAUUAUUUAAAUCUU